Alligator mississippiensis (American alligator) is the source of this 3361-nucleotide messenger RNA. It is a transcript of the gene TMEM158, whose product is annotated as transmembrane protein 158. The record is from RefSeq and is a predicted model, not a curated record. Lineage: Eukaryota; Metazoa; Chordata; Crocodylia; Alligatoridae. Gene Ontology annotation, molecular function: peptide binding. The transcript has a single exon. Bases 168 to 1007 code for a protein of 279 amino acids.
AGCUGCCGCUGUGACACGCGCUGCCUCCCGGCUUCUCCCGGCCCCAGCCCCGCUCCCACCCCCGGCGGGCGGCGGCGCCUCGCUCCCCAGAUGGCAGCCGGCAGCGCCGUGCAGCCGCCGCCGCCUGCUCCCGGUGCCGCCGCCGCUGCCGGGCUCUGAUCCGGGCCAUGCUGCUGCUGCCGGCGCUGCUGCUGCUGCUGGCCGCGGCGCCGCCGCCCUGCCGGGGCUGGGAGCAGCGGGACCUCUACCUGCCGCCCGGCAACUCCUCCUCGCGCGCGCUGCCCGGCCUCGCCCUGGGGCUGGAGAAGGAGGCGGAGGGCGGCGGCGGCGGCCCCAGCGCCCAGCCUUUCCCGUCCGCGGCCCCCCGCGGGCGGCCGGAGCCGGGGCCGGGGCCGGAGCCCGCCGGGGCUCAGCAGCAGCAGGUGUCGGAGCCGCACUGCAACAUCAGCGUGCAGCGCCAGAUGCUGAGCUCGCUGCUGGUGCGCUGGAGCCGCCCGCUGGGCAUCCAGUGCGACCUGCUGCUCUUCUCCACCAACAGCCACGGCCGCGCCUUCUUCUCGGCCGCCUUCCACCGCGUGGGGCCGCCGCUGCUCAUCGAGCACCUGGGGCUGGCGGCGGGCGGCGCCCCGCAGGACUUGCGUCUCUGCGUGGGCUGCAGCUGGGUGCGGGGCCGGCGCAUCGGGCGGCUCCGCGGGGCCGCCGCGCCCUCCUCCUCCUCCUCGCUGUCCUACCCGGAGCCGGGCCAGCUCUGGCUGCAGGGGGAGCCGCUCAAUUUCUGCUGCCUGGAUUUCAGCCUGGAGGAGCUGAAGGGCGAGCCGGGCUGGCGCCUCAACCGCAAGCCCAUCGAGUCCACGCUGGUGGCUUGCUUCAUGACUCUGGUCAUCAUCGUGUGGAGCGUGGCCGCCCUCAUCUGGCCCGUGCCCAUCAUCGCCGGCUUCCUGCCCAACGGCAUGGAGCAGAGGAGGAGCACCAGCGCCUCGGCCACAGCUGGCGCCGCUGCCAAGUAGCCCCCCCGCAACAGCUGGCGCCGCUGCCGAGGAGCCCGCCCUGUCCCGGGACAACCGUGGCUGGGGAAAGCCACCUCUUGUCCCUCCCUCCCCGGCGUGUGUGCUGCGAGCUGGCCCGAGGCUGGACUGGACUGGACUGGACUGGAUUGGCUGCCUUUUUUACUCCCCACUUCCCCUUUGGUGUUUUGUUUUUCCCGCCUUUUUUUUGCAGAGCACGCGGAGGCCUUGCCCGAGGGGCGCUGGGCGCAACAGAGCUGAGGCAGGAGCCCCUUCUGGGCAGAGGAUGUAGAGCUAGAUGAGCCCCCCUCCCUUCAUGUGCUGUGAUUCAUAGCGGGAAAAUGACCAACUCCUGUGUAUUUCAGUGUUUUCUAGAGCUCAACAACUGUUUUAAAUUAACCUUUUAGUAAAAAAAAAAACCAAAAAAAAAGAUCCCCAAGGCAACCCCCUUGCCCCUGUUGAAUCGCAGCUGUUGUAGUAAGAGUAGCUCUUUGUACCUGAAUCCACUUUGUUCUCCUUUUUUUCUGCCCCCCAACGGGAAUCUUUAUUAUUAGCCUCCACUCCUCCAAAAAUUCCUGCCCAGGCACAUGCAUCGAAGGUCUGGGUGGCCCUCAUGCAUACACCACGAUCCAGGAGGAUCGAUGGUUGCCACAUUAUUAUGAUUAUUAUUAUUAUUCUGGCAGGGUUUGAACCCACUUUACUAUCUAUUGUUAUUGCUAACACUGAACUUUAAAUGACCUUUUACACUGUAUUUGAGAGACUGUGUUUGUUACUGUAGUUCUGCAUUCCUUGGCUUUUAAUACAGGGAUUUGUUUUCCCUCUCGCCCCUGCCUUUCUGCCAAAUCCAGUCUUUAACUUUGCAUCGGUUUAAACUUAAAAGAAGCAGUGCUCCCUUUGGACAGGUGGCUUUGUGGUUUCCGCUGCUGCGCAGAGCUUCUGCAAAGGGCAAUAGUGAUAACUUGAUCUUGCUCUUUAGAGGAGAGCAGAUGACCCACAUGUGUCAUAUCAGUGGACUAGGGGGAAAAAGUAGAGUAUCAGAGUCCCAACAACCUGCUCAGGUGACUUGGUGGUGGGGAAGGGGGAGAAAUAGCCAGUUAAUGCCUUUUCUUCCCUUCCAGCAGCUCUAGGGGGAUGAAGAGGAAGUGCAGUAGACAGUUACUCCUCAAAAAAUAAUAUUAAAAUUGAGGGCCCCUUGACCAGUGUUCAGGGGCAGUAUCAUUAUCGGAAUCUAAUGGGAAAAGAGGAUGUUUUGAGAUAGAAGAAUUAGCUUUUCAUGUGGGGAUGCUCCUGAACUAUAGAAUCUCCGUCUUUCAUGUUGGUCUUUGGCUACUAUAUAUCUGGUGGCAUUUCCGAAACCUAUGGGUGAGGGGUCAUGACUGGAUGGGUAGGUGGGCAGUGGCAUGGUAGUUUUUGGGGGGAGGCAUUUCUGCUGGAGUGGAAUUGAAGGAUUCAGCAAAGCUUCCUAGUCUCCAAAUUGGUCAGGCUGGGCUGUCACUAGAAAUGCCCUUAUGCUGUAGGUGUUAUUAGGACAGUUGCCCAUUUUUGGCAAGGAGGUAAGGGAAAGAUAUUACAAAGCUAGGAUUAGAUCCUGUCUGACCUCUGUGCAAAUAGCAGAGAGAGAGAGAGAAAAAUUUAAGAGAAUAACUUUCUUGUUCUCCCCUGCAUAAAAUUCAACCACGACGACAGUCUCAAAUGUCCUGUGCCCCAAAAGCUACAUACAAGCUAAAGAAAAGUUUUAUUUGAACCCUUUAGCCCUACAAGGGGCCAUAUCCUACUCAUUUUGUAUUAUAGGGAUAGUCCAGCUGAAGUCAGAGACCAACCAUGUGAAUAAAGUAAGCAAGAUUUGUGUUAGGAUUUUUCUCUAGUUUUCCCCCCACACUCAGAUGACAGCAUAUUAUUUGGUUUGUUGGAAGCUGGGACACAUGAGCUCAAGCUAGUGGCUAAUUUUGUACAUGAACAUUUACCUAUUUUCCCCCCAAUACUGUUUUGGGUAAUUAAUAUUGUUAGUAUUGGUUUGAAAUAUUAGAGGGUUUAAACCUUUUAGAAUUGGGAGGAGUAUUUUGUGUAAGGGGGUAUAAAGUAUUUUGCUCCUUUCAUUGAAAAGCAAAAAGAAAAGGAUUUGCUUACAUUUUACCUACAAUUUCCUGCAUAAAAAAGGGAUGAAACUUGUUAGAAUUGGGUGGAAGGUGGGUAGAGGGUUGUAAGUCAAUUAUUUUAUCAAUAUUAGAAAAAAAAAUAUUAACAAAGAUGUGCAAUAUUUUUUAGCACAUGAAAAUAUUGAGAGAGAGUGCAGAUGCAGUGCAGUAACUGCACAUCUGGAUGUAUUACAAAAAUAAAUUAUGUAGGUAUUUUUAAAA